Messenger RNA from Dentiscutata erythropus, 714 nucleotides. NCBI's taxonomy places the organism in Eukaryota, Fungi, Glomeromycota, Glomeromycetes, Diversisporales, Gigasporaceae. The record is from the annotation of a GenBank genome assembly.
AUGGAUAUGAUUCAGCUAUCAAAGAAAGAUUUGAAAUUUUAUAGACAAAGAUUGAUAAUGAUCAUUAAGAAUAUAUGUGAGAAUUGUGGUAUAUUAAAAGAAAUACAUUAUGUAGAAUUUGAUAUUCCUAUUAUAGAGCUUUUGAGAAACAAGGUAAACGAAGAUACGAUGAUACUUUUUUUGAACGUGAAUAAUCUACCUAAAGGAAAUGACGUUUAUUUGUUUGAUGAAUCAAAACCUGUACGAACACUGGGUGUGAAUACUAGGUAUACUUCUUUAGGAUUAAAGAUCAAUUAUGCUAAUGUGCGCAAUUUACUGAUUACAUGUCUACGUAUUGAUAUUGAAGAGUUAAAAAAAUAUGUAAAUUUAAGACAAGUUUGGGUUUCGAUGUGUAGGUAUGUCGAACGUUUAUUUGAACUUCCGGUUAAGGUGAUAAGAAUACAUAAUUACACUUAUAGAGCAAGUAUUCUGUUAGAAUUUAUUCCUAGAUUAUGUAAUCGAAAAAUUGUUGUAAUAACAAAUACUUUUAGGAGGUUUAAAUAUUCGUACCAAACAGAUAAAUUAGAUGAUGUCAAAAAAUGUAUAGAUAAAUUAUCUAAUAUGCCUUUGAAUUCAUUUUUUAUAGAUAUGAGUUUCAGAUUUGUAUAUGUUAAUAAGAACGGAAUUGUUAUGUAUAAUUUAUAUAAUCAAUAUUUUGAUCGAGAUACUGUUUAA